CAUUGGCCUGGCCGUUCAGCGUUGCACACCGACAGGGCUGUUCUUUUCGCGUUGGACCGAGCUAUCCAGCUGUCGUCUUUUCCAUUGUUUAUCUCAAAUCGUAACUUGUUAAUUCCCAAAAUGGUUGCUUCUCAACGAAUGAAGGUGGCUAAUGAAAAGGCUAGCAAGUACGUCACAAUGAGAGGAAACGUCCCCAAAUCAAGCAAAUCCAAUGAAGAUUCUUCUCCUGUCGGUCCCUGGCUUUUGGGUCUGUUUGUCUUUGUCGUCUGUGGAUCAGCUGUUUUCCAGAUCAUUCAAAGCAUCCGUAUGGCAUAGGAAGAAACUGAGCCCAAGACUGCACAAAAGAAAUCUGGGGUGAGAAAAAAAAACAAGAACUGAUCCAAACAAAAAAAAAAAAUGAAAUUUCUGUGUGUAAAUGAACAUUAUAAAUUUUUCAUUCCACACUUGUUGAAAACAUUUUCCUCAUAUUGCAACAACAGCUGAGGAAUGGAUGAGAAUUGCAAAAUAUAUUUUAUGGACAGACA
Daphnia pulex (common water flea) is the source of this 524-nucleotide messenger RNA. RefSeq names its product stress-associated endoplasmic reticulum protein 2-like. Gene Ontology annotation, biological process: endoplasmic reticulum unfolded protein response. Lineage: Eukaryota; Metazoa; Arthropoda; Branchiopoda; Diplostraca; Daphniidae. The record is from RefSeq and is a predicted model, not a curated record. Gene Ontology annotation, cellular component: endoplasmic reticulum. The transcript is spliced from 3 exons. The coding region runs from base 121 to 315 and encodes 64 amino acids.